Molecule: messenger RNA, 1493 nt
Organism: Syzygium oleosum
Lineage: Eukaryota; Viridiplantae; Streptophyta; Magnoliopsida; Myrtales; Myrtaceae
Exons: 9
Coding region: 139-1311 (390 amino acids)
Biological process (GO): intracellular transport
Source: RefSeq, a predicted model, not a curated record
UUUCAGUUCCGGUGUGAACAGAGCAAACGAAUCAGAAGAUUUGCUGCAAAUUCUCGACGAACGGAACCCUAAUUUGAUCCCCUCCCUCCUCCCUUCUUUCUUGGCGUUCGGUAAUCUCCUCCCGGCACCGGCGGAAUCAUGAGCAGGAAACGCCUCGCCCCGUCGGCCUCCAACCCCGACGCCGCCGACUCCGCGUUCUGGAAUAAGAGAGUAAUGGCUGGAUCGACUUUCGAUGUGCAUAGGGCUGAACCAUCUCAACAGCAGUUCAUGGCGACACCACCGCUUGAUAUGCACCGGGCUGAGUCGUCUCGGCAGCACGUGAGAGCUCUCAAUACCCAAUUUGCAAGUUGGGUGCAAACACAGUUGAAGAAUCAUCCCGAUGAGCUAUGGGAUGAUGGCCUCCGUGACUAUUUAAGUCAUGCUUCAAGCAUAAUGGAGAAAUUCAGUGAUGUUGUCAACUGGCUCAAAGCAAAUAGUUUAAAAGGGGAGAAUUCGUCUACUGCAGGACCUCAUACUGCCGAAAAGAAACUGAUAUCUGAAGAUAAAUUUAAAAUGGCAAAUUCAUCUUUGGACAAGGUGAAUUCCAAUCCAACAAGUACAACUUUGAGCUUUUCUAGUCCGUGGAGCUUUGGAGUAUCUUCUAGUAGUCAAGCCAGUACUGGAUUGUUCAACUCUGAAGUGAAGCCAGUACCAGAAAUUAAAGAUAGUGUGAUAAAGCCAUCUCAGGAGAAGCCUGUCUUUACUCCAUCCAGUAAUGAUACUAGUUUUGUGAGCCCAUGGAGCUCAGGGGUGUUCUCAAGCAGCCAGACGCCAGCCUUUUCUGGAUUCCAAAGUUCUGCUUCUGCAAAUGCUGGUGCUUCUGAUGAUAAAGAUGGUGAAGAUGAGUUGGAGCAGCCUAGCAGCCCAUCUGUGAAAAAAUCCGAGGAAAAGGGAAUCGUGGUUGUCCAUGAAGUCAAGUGCAAGCUUUAUGUAAAGUCCACCGAUCCUGCUGAUAAGGAUGCAUGGAAAGAUAAAGGUGCGGGGCAGCUUUCCAUCAAAUGCAAAGAGGGUGUAAGCAAGGGAACAAAAGAAUCCAAACCAACAAUCUUGGUUCGCAAUGAUCAGGUGGGAAAGGUGUUGCUUAAUGCUUUGAUAUAUCCAGGCAUCAAGACAAACUCGCAGAAGAAUUCUAUUGUCGCAAUAUUCCAUACUGCGGAUGAUGGAGGCAGCAACGAAAAAGUUGUGGCGCGCACCUUCUUGAUCAAAACCAAGACACAAGAGGACCGCAAUAAAUUGGCAACGGCAAUCCAAGAAUACGCCCCUACUUCUUGACAGUUUACUGCAUGUACCAUUAUAUAUUUUGAUUUAUUCGGAAAAGUUGCAUAAUGUUCCCCCCUAAUUCUCAGCUCCUUUCAUUUUGACCCCCUGAAACUUGCAAUUAUUGCACAUUGAGACUGUGCCGUCGACUCUUUUAGCAUCAAAUAGCAAGUAGAGCCAAAUAUUUUAUUGCGGAA